Periconia digitata is the source of this 6491-nucleotide messenger RNA. NCBI's taxonomy places the organism in Eukaryota, Fungi, Ascomycota, Dothideomycetes, Pleosporales, Periconiaceae. The record is from the annotation of a GenBank genome assembly.
AUGUUUCUUACAUCCUUUAUCCUUUCUCGUAUCUGCUAUAUGCCUGUUGCUUGUCAUGAUUUCAUCACCCCAUCUGAUUCGUCAGUGUCAUACAAUAGAGUUGUAACUGAUUGUCCAUCUCUAGAUCGCCUUCCAAAUAUCCAAUCACUGUUCCAGCGUAGCCCCGACGACGCCACAGAAACUUUUCUAGCAACUUCGAUUAAUGAUGCAUCAUCGUCCGAGUCACCUUCCACCGAAACCCACGGCACCUUUAGCAGCUGGUCGAUUUCACACUUCAGCACGCUCACGAGGAGCACUGAUUCCCAAAGUACCAGUGUCUCUUCAUACUCGUCUGAUUUUUCCGUUCCUUUAACCCCUACCAUUACUACGUCCAGCCCUAUUUCCGAAACCACAGGGGUUGAGUCUUCGAGUGAACAAAGUACUUCGACGCCCUGCUCCGAUGAGUCUUCCAGCACAGAUGUUUCCGAACCCACAUCGAGCGUACCCGAAAGCACGCCAGGCCACCCCACAACAAGUGCAGAAGAGUCGAGCUCGUCGGCUUCGUCGUCGCCCAGCCCUCCAACAUCAGCGAGCUCAUCAGAGUCCGACAGUUCCACUAUCCCUCUCUCCUCGCCCUCUUCCUCAAGCACCUCGACAACCUGCCACGAUGAGCCCUCCAGCGCGUCUGCCAGCAGUAUCCCCGAGACCAGCACGACUUUAUCCAGCGCACCUGGAAGUACCACUUCGCCAGUCUACUGGCCUCCAAACUACUCACCAACCAGUUCCGCAGAGCUCUCAGAGAGCUCCUCGACGUCGGUGAUCCUGACUCCGUCGCUGACGACUAGUUUCUUUGGAUCUAGCUCGGUCAAGACUUCGACGUUGACUUGGACUUCAACGUUGUGGCCUAAUUCGUCGGUGUAUACUUCCUAUUUCCCAUCGAGCGAGACCUUGCACCAUUCGAGUUCGAGUAGUGAACAUGUAUCAUCUUUGCCGCCCAGCUCAAAGUCCUCAACCGAGACAAGCUCCGUGCCAACGACAUCACCAGCGUUAAACUCCUCCUCGCUAAGUAUGACAAGCAGCGGCUCUCCUACACCGAGUAUCAGCUCCAGUACAGGUACAGGCGGAAUGCCUUCUUCCUCUCCUCCUUCGUCUACACUGACGCCCUUGUUCCCAAACUCGACUUCAUCGGAUGUUGGAAGUACUAUGACUACGCCUACACCUUCUCUGAGUUCGGGGACAGGAUUUGAGUCGUUUACUUCCACACCAUCGUCUUCAGAGGUGAUUAGCGUACCCAGCUCUUCCUCUCCUUCUGAGCAGCCCAGUUCAGGGACGAGAUUCUCGUCAUUUUCGACUACGCCGCUGUUCCCGAACUCGACGACCAGUUCGGAAGUUGAGUCUACACCCAUAACUAGUUCUGGGACAGGAUUCUCGUCUUUUGUACCCACGCCUCCGUCUUCAUCGGAGGUGUUGAGCAGCUCCUCUUUUGAAAAGCCUAGUUCGGGUACAGGUGUUCCGUCGUUCUCGAGCUCGACUUCGGCGCCGUUUUUCCCGAAUUCGACGAGUUCGGAAGUUGCAUCUACGUCCCUGCCGAGUUCAGGGACUGGACUUUUUUCAUUUACACCUACACCUACGCCUAGUUCAGGAACUGGGAUUUCAUCGUUCACACCUACACUAUCUUCAGCGAUCCCAUCCAGCUCGUCUGGAGUGACCAGUGUACCCAGCACCUCCUCGUUCGAGCAGCCAAGCUCAGGCACAGAAACCCCUUCCUUUUCCAGCUCGACCUUGACACCCUUGUUCCCGAAUUCAACAAGCGUUGACAUUGGGUCAACGUCAGUGCCGAGCUCAGGAACAGGAGUUUUCUCCACUGUCCCAACUUCUUCCAUCCCACCAGUGCCAAGCUCAGGGACGGGUAUCUCUUCAGUGCCAACGUCUAACCCGACUCCUCUGUACCCGAAUUCAACAAUCAGCUCAGAGGUCAGCUCGUCUACCACGCCGGGCCCUAGCUCUGGGACUGGAGGGUCCAUCUCAGGAACGGCACCGCCAUCGCUCUCUUUGCCUUCUUCUUCGACCCCGUUGUUUCCUAAUUCGACAGUAGGUACUGAGAGUAGUUUUCCCACACCGGGUCCUAGUUCAGGAACUGGAGUGCAUAGCUCAGGAACAGCACCCCCAUCUCCCUCGCUGUCUGUUUCGUCCACACCUUUGUUCCCUAAUUCCACGGUGGGUAGUGGGAGCAGCUUUCCUACACCCGGACCUAGUUCGGGUACAGCCACCCCCAGUUCAGGUACUGCACCUCCAUCGUUCUCGCUAUCGUCUUCUCCGACGCCCUUGUUCCCUAAUUCAACGGUAGGGACUGGGAGUAGUUUGUCCACAUCGGGUCCUAGUUCAGGAACUGGAGUACCCAGCUCAGGAACAGCUCCUCCGUCGCUCACGCUAUCUUCUUCGCCAACGCCUUUGUUCCCUAAUUCUACAACGGGCUCUGGAAGUGAGAGUUCGCUGCUUACUACAGGGCCUAGCACGGGCACUGUCAUUCCAAGUUCUGGUACGAUCAUAUCAAGUUCAGGAACCGGCGUUUCGUCCCUCCCAGUAUCCUCUUCUUUGCCACCGUUUCCGAAUUCGACGACGACUGGGACUACGGAAAGCUCGUUCUUUACAUCAGGACCUAGCACCGGAACAGCUAUUCCAAGUUCAGGGACAGGAGUCUCGUCGUUUCCUCUCUCCUCUACUUCUCUACCUCCGUUCCCCAAUACUACGACGAUUGGCAGUACGGAUAGCUCGUUUACACAAGGUUCGACCUCUGGUACAGCUAUACCAAGCUCUGGGACUGGAAUUUCAUCAUUUUCACUCUCCUCGUCGCUACCUCCCUUCCCGAAUUCGACUGUGGUAAGUGAAAGCUCUUUCACUCAUGGACCCUCUUCGGGUACAGCUAUCCCAAGCUCUGGUACCGGCGUGUCAUCUUUCUCUCUUUCCUCGUCCUUACCACCGUUCCCGAAUUCUACAAUAGCGAGUGAGAGCUCUUUCACGCCAGGUCCCAGCUCCGGAACAGCGAUUCCAAGCUCUGGAACUGGUGUGUCGUCUUUCUCUCCUUCUUCUCUGCCCCCAUUCCCCAACUCUACAAUCGUGAGCGAGAGUUCGUUCACACCAGGACCCAGCUCUGGGACUGGAGUGCCGAGCUCGGGAACUGGUAUUUCUUCUAUUCCCUUCUCGUCAUCCAGUACGCCUCCGUUCCCCAACUCUACGAUGGUUAGCGAGAGCUCUUUCACUCCUGGUCCCAGCUCAGGAACCGCUAUUCCGAGCUCAGGAACUGGCAUAUCGUCUAUUCCUCUCUCAUCGACCUUCACGCCACCAUUCCCCAACUCCACAGUAUCAAGCGAGAGCUCCUUCACACCCGGGCCUAGCUCCGGCACUGCUAUCCCGAGCUCAGGAACUGGGGUAUCAUCUGUUCCCUUGUCUUCGACAUUCACUCCCCCAUUCCCGAAUUCGACGGUAGCGAGCGAGAGCUCCUCCACACCCGGCCCCAGUUCUGGAACCGGUAUACCAAGCUCAGGGACGACCCUCCCCUCGCCUUCAUCUACUCCGACGCCUUUCUUCCCCAAUACCACGAGCGCAACUGGUGAAAGUUCAGUCCCCACGCCAGGUCCGAGCUCUGGAACAGGUGUGCCGAGCUCAGGCACUUUUAUUCCAUCUGUAUCUUCGUCUUCGGUGCUAUUCCCCAACUCUACAUUGAGUCACAGUAUCGAAUCGACGCCACUGCCUAGCUCAGUUAGCUCAGGCACCGGAGUUGUACCCAGUUCAGGAACAUUUAUUCCAUCAACUUCGUCUUCAGUGCUGUUCCCAAAUACUACGUUCAGUACAAGUGGCACUGAGUCUACACCAUCCCCGACGUCAGGAACUGGCGUGACACCCAGUUCUGGAACCGGAUCAUCACCUCCUUCAUCUUCAGUGUUUUUCCCGAAUAGCACGUUCAGUCACAGCGGCGUCGAAUCUACACCAGGUCCUAGCUCGGGAAUAUUCAUCCCUUCGACUUCGACUUCUGUGCUAUUCCCUAACAGCACAUUGACCACGAGCGGUGUUGAGUCUACACCAAUAUCAACGUCAGGAACUGGUGUCGUACCAAGCUCGACAACCGAAACCCCAUGCCCUUUGUCAUCGCUCAUGUUCCCAAACUCGACUUCAUGUACUGAGGGAUCUACUUCAGUGCCCUCUAGCUCUGGAACAGGUGUGAUUCCUACCUCAGGAACUACUUUGCCGUCGCCUUCUACAUCCUCGGUGUUGUUCCCGAACUCCACUUCGAGCGAGAGUAGUAGUCUUGUGACGCCAACUCCCAGUACGGGAACAGGAUUCCCGUCCACACUACCCUCUCCCUCAUCUUCGGUGUUCUUCCCGAACUCGACAUUGUCUGAGAGCAGUAGCGUUUCAACACCGUCACUCUCCUUUGGAACUGGUUCGACUAGUGCCUCCUCUACGGUACCUAUAUCCUCUUCAGCGCUCUUCCCCAACUCUACGACAAGCUCUAUCGAUUCCACACCAAGCCCAAGCUCAGGCACAGGGGUGUCAAGCACAGAAACGCCAAGUUCAAUUCUUCCCAGCUCCGAAACAGGAAUCCCGCCUGCGUCUUCUGGCUCGUCUUCCAUCAUUUGGCCAAACUCUACAUCGAUUGUUGUCCCCAGCAGUAGUAGUGAGACCACGCCAGUGCUCAGUUCUGGAACCGGUGUCUCGUCCCUGCCAUCUCCACCUUCAACAGUGGUUCCGCCAAACUCGACUUUGGCUUCUACAUCAGGUGUCAGUACGGAAACUCUCUCUGUUACGCCUACAGAUAGUAGCAGCAGCAGCAGCACACCCGGUUCAAGUUCAAGAACGGGCGUAUCUUCCCUGCCCCCUCUGUCGUCAUCUGGAAUUUGGCCCAACUCGACGUCGGUUGUCGGUAGUAGCAGCAGCAGUCCCUCCACAACAGGGCCGAGCUCAGGCACGGGAGUCUCGUCGCCCUCGGUGCCCGUAUCGUCGUUGUCUGAGACUACAUCCAGUAUCGGCAUCACUACCAGCAGCAGUGCUGAUGUACCCCACCCAAGCUCAGGCACAGGAGUCCCAUCAUCGCCUCCUGCAUCUUCCUCGGUGCCCUGGUCAAACUCAACCACCAUCAGCUCACCUUCCCUCACCAAUAUCCAGCCCUCUACUUCUGGUCCUGGAUUCAUCACAUCACAGAGUAGUAGUCAAUACACCGCGCCGCCCAGCAGCACCACAUCGCCUAGUAGCGGCUACCCUGUCCCAAGCAACAGCACAUCUCUCGUGCAAUCGACCGGUGAAAGCGGCACCCCAUCACCAACCGAACCCCCGAUGAGAACGACCACAGUAAUCAGCAUAAUCUCCACCCCAUGCGAGACCGUUCCUCAAACGACUCUCAGCUCAUCGUGGACGCCUUGGAGUAGUCUCGUAGUUACUACGUCCUGGGUGGUGACUACUUCCUUCGUGAUAAGCUCCAGUCCCACGCCCGAGCCGUCACUUUCGACCUCCAGCACAUCGGGCACAAAUACCGACGCCACUACAAUGCGGUCUAGUCGCUCAACUGCGUCCACGAAGUCGAUUCCUACAGACACAUUUCCGCCGGUGACGCCGACGGGGCCUUUCUAUACCACGCUUCCGACCUCGUUGAGUAUUUUGUCGACCACGACGAGCAGCAGUCAGUAUAGCUCCGAGAGCCACAGCAGUAAAGUGUCCAGUCGUAGCUCUUUGAAAUCUUCGUCGUCGUCCUCGGCGUCAUCAACCAAACCUGCUCCGUCGUCAUCGUCUCGCUCCUCGUCUCGUAGCAGCUCAGGCUACGGAUAUUCUCAUGUUUCGCCGCCCCCAUCGUCAUCUACAAAGCCAUCGUCGUCCUCGCGAACCUCGUCUAAGACGUCAAAGAGCAGUAGCAGUUCUGCGCGCCCCUCUUCGUCCUCGAAGAAGAGCAGCAGUAGCUCGGCGCACCAUUCCUCGUCGUCCUCUUCGACCUCGCAACACGGAUACUCCCCCGUUCCCCCACCUUCAUCAUCUCCCUCCCAAACCCACCCUUCAAGCACAGGAACAUCGUCCUACUCCUCCCCAUCAAUCCUCCCUCCCUCCCCCUCACCAACAACAGCAACAGUGACAACCACAAAAACCACCACCGUCAUAAGUACCCCAUCUAACCCUAGCAAACACUCCAGCUCCUCCUCCAGCAAUCACAGCUCCAGCAGCAGUAAAUCUUCUUCGGUGAAAUACUCCACGAAGCCCACUCCUCCGUCUCCCACAACGACGACUUCGACCCCCGUUUACUCGAUCCUGCCAACCUCGAUCCCGAGCACGAGCGCGACGGGAACGAACACCGACGGCAUGCUCAUGUCGUCUUCUGUUCAGACAUCUCCGCCGACAACCUUCUCUACAAAGAUGAGUAGCGGCGGUGGGUAUAAGAAGAGGGAUGCGGAAGCAGCGGAGACGAAAAAAGAAGCGGGGGAUAGUGAUGGAAAGAGAAAUCGACAACGGCGAGUGAGAAGAGAGUAGAU